Molecule: messenger RNA, 804 nt
Organism: Trypanosoma brucei brucei TREU927
Lineage: Eukaryota; Euglenozoa; Kinetoplastea; Trypanosomatida; Trypanosomatidae
Exons: 1
Coding region: 1-804 (267 amino acids)
Source: RefSeq, a predicted model, not a curated record
AUGAGCAGCGAUUCAAAAGCCAUCCGCAACACCGACGCUUUGGGGCGCGCUUACAUGCAGCUGCUUUCUUGCACCCUCGGUUUAGAGAAGGAGGUUGAAAAAUAUUAUGUCCGAGAAGAGGCCAUCAUUCGCGAGCGUGUUAUGCUACUCGACAAAAUACAAAGUAACAUCGCGGAAGAGCGCCGUUGCUUGGAGAUAGAUCACCAGGAGUGUCGCUCGAAGAUAAGUGCCACACGCAAAAAUAGUCUUUCACUGCGCGGUGAUGAGACGAAGUUAUCGCAAAUAGCCUCGCAUACAGAGGCACAGUUAGAUAAGGAGGAGAAGUCGCUGAACGAGCGCCUGGCGUGGGUGAAUGAGCGAAUGCUCAGUGAAACCCGCGAAUUAGAACUUAUCACGGAGCAGAUUAACAAAUGUGAGAAGAAUCAAAAACUCUUGGGUCAGCGGGAGGAGGAGCAACACAAAGCGGAGCGAGAUCUUGAUAUGGCCCAGCGGGAGUUGAAGUCGCUGGAAAAAGAGAUUGACGAGCGAAAGUCAUCACUUGAAAAAAAACAUGAAAACAUUGUCAUGUGGAACCGGUCACUGGACAACCGAGAAAAAGAACUUGCGCGAUAUCAGGAGGAGUUUAGGGAAGAUUUAAGACGGGUAGAAGAGGAAGAGAGGCGCUAUGGGAUUUACAAUAGUUUCAGCAAGGUGGCACCGACCGUUUCUUUACGUGAAGUGAUGGAUGACUACAACAUGUCUAUUGAAAAGGAAAGCCUCUGUGAAGAAAUCGAAAGGGAUGAAGAGGACGACACGUUGCCGUAA